AUGGUUUCCACAAACAAUAAGGAAAAGCCUUGGGAUACACCUGACAUCGAUAAAUGGACCAUCGAAGAAUUUAAACCCGAGGAUAAUGCUUCUGGGUUGCCAUUUAUGGAAGAGUCCAGCUUUAUGACUCUAUUUCCAAAAUACAGAGAAAAAUACCUGAAAUCUAUCUGGAAUAGUGUAACGAGGGCACUAGACAAGCAUCAUAUUGCUUGUGUACUUGAUCUUGUUGAAGGUUCUAUGACUGUCAAGACAACUAGAAAGACAUAUGACCCAUCUAUUAUAUUAAAAGCUCGUGAUUUGAUCAAACUUUUAGCUCGUUCAGUUCCAUUUCAACAGGCAGUUAAGAUUCUAGAGGAUGAUAUGGCUUGUGACGUCAUCAAGAUUGGUAAUGUUGUUACCAACAAAGAGAGAUUUGUUAAGAGAAGACAACGUUUAGUUGGUCCAAACGGUAACACAUUAAAGGCAUUGGAGUUGCUAACAAAAUGUUAUGUUCUGGUGCAAGGUAAUACUGUAAGUGCCAUGGGUCCAUUCAAAGGUUUGAAAGAAGUUCGUCGUGUUGUUGAAGACUGUAUGAAGAAUGUCCAUCCUAUCUAUCAUAUUAAGGAAUUAAUGAUUAAAAGAGAAUUAGCGAAUAAACCUGAACUAGCCAAUGAAGAUUGGUCUAGAUUUUUACCAAUGUUUAAGAAGAGAAAUGUUGCUCGUAAGAAGCCAAAGAAAAUUAGAAAGGAAAAGAAGGUUUACACUCCAUUCCCACCUGCACAAUUACCUAGAAAGGUUGAUUUGGAAAUUGAAAGUGGUGAGUAUUUCUUAAGUAAGAGAGAAAAGGAGAUCAAGAGACGUGAAGAACGUAAAGAGCACCAAGAAGGGAAACAAAAGGAGAGAGACACCGAGAGACAAAAGGAUUACAUAGCUCCAAAGGAAGAAAAGUAUUCAAGUUCAAUAGGUAAACCUGCCAAGAAAGAAAAGAAAAGCCAUCACGAUGAUGAGGAUUCAAUGGAAGAAUAA
Molecule: messenger RNA, 1005 nt
Organism: Maudiozyma barnettii
Lineage: Eukaryota; Fungi; Ascomycota; Saccharomycetes; Saccharomycetales; Saccharomycetaceae
Gene: KRR1
Product: ribosome biosynthesis protein KRR1
Exons: 1
Coding region: 1-1005 (334 amino acids)
Cellular component (GO): small-subunit processome; nucleolus
Molecular function (GO): RNA binding
Source: RefSeq, a predicted model, not a curated record